This is a messenger RNA of Selaginella moellendorffii, 1254 nucleotides long. Its product is annotated as helicase-like transcription factor CHR28. Gene Ontology annotation, molecular function: ATP binding; ATP-dependent chromatin remodeler activity. The transcript has 2 exons. The record is from RefSeq and is a predicted model, not a curated record. Lineage: Eukaryota; Viridiplantae; Streptophyta; Lycopodiopsida; Selaginellales; Selaginellaceae. Bases 1 to 1254 code for a protein of 417 amino acids.
AUGGCGAAGAAGCGAAAGGAGGAAUUUCGUGCGAGUCUAGCGUCACAAAAGGAGGCAUCCUUGCGGACGUGGAAGGGUUUGGGUAAGACCGUCUCCACCAUCGCUCUUCUCCUCAAGGCUGGGCCAAGGACCAAUGGCAUUGACCCUACCAUUGACAAGAUCAAAGGUGGCAGCCUCAUUCUUUGCCCAAUGAAGUGGGAGCGUGAGAUCGCGAUCAAGGUGGCGCCCCAGGCCCAGCUCUCCACGCUUGUCUACCACGACCAGAACAAGCGUAAGGCAACGCCCGAGACGCUGGCAUCAUACGACGUGGUGAUCACCACGUACGGGGUCGUGGCCAAGGAGGUGCCAUACAAGUCCAACGUGGUCACGAAGGACUACUGUGGUGUUGACUACAGCCAGAUUGCUCCGCUCAAGAAGAGACUUGAGAAGAGCUGGCAUCUCCCGUUCGGUCCGCUGGCCACAGUGGCGUGGCAUAGGGUGGUGCUGGACGAGGCGCAAUCCAUCUGGAAUGCCUACACCCAAGUCUCGCUCUCUUGCAGGGAUCUCUCUGCGACCUACAGAUGGGGUCUCUCGGGAACGCCCUUGCAGAACAACAUCAAGGACCUCUUUGCUUUCUUCCGCUUUCUCCGGAUCAGCCCACACAAGUCUCAUGCGGAUUUCAAGCUCCACUACGAGCAGUUUGAGAAGACGGGCAUCUCAGCGACACUAAAAUGCAUUGUCCUGCGGCGAAGCAAGACCUCGCUCAUUGAUGGCCAGCCUGUGUUGAGCUUGCCACCGAGGCUGGUCAGCCGGGUGGAGGUGGAGCUCUCAAGCCCAGAGCGACAAAUCUCUGAGUCACUUCGACGCGAGUACAACAACAGGAUUGACGAGUACAGUAAUGAAGGGACGCUGCAGAAGAAUAGGUUCAAGAUCUUGAGCAUGCUACUGCGGCUCAGGCAAAUGUAUGACCAUCCUGCACUACUCAAGAGUGAAGAUCUGUUUCAAGGUGAUGAUCUGGGAGAAGAUAAUGACGAUGAGGACCAGCAGCAUAUGAGACAAGCAUUGAACUUGAAGAAGCUCCAGCUGGAGGCCCAGGAGAAGCAACACGAUUUUGAGCGAGGUGUGCAGGAAAUCGGCCAGUCCGCAAAGUUGAGAGCCGCCAUGGGUGUUCUCAAGAUGAUCCCUCUGGGAGAGAAAUCCCUUAUCUUCUCGCAAUGGACUUCGAUGCUUGACCUGAUCGAACUGGAGCUGGGGGAUCAAAUUCACCAGAAUUGA